CAAAUAUAAAUAGGGGAAGGGAGAUUAGUUGGAGUGGAAGAGAAGAAAGAAGCGAAGGCAUAUAUUAGUGGCAUAACAUAAACAUAUCUAUCAUAAAGGGAACGCAUCGCAUAUAAUAUAAAUUAGGUAUAACCAACGCUCUAUAUUUCUUAUUUCUUAUUUCUAUUUCUUGGUCGGCACGGAGCGAAUUGAAAAGAGAGAGAGAAGAGAGAGAGAACUAGGUCAUCGUAUUGGAAGAAGAAGCUCUGGGUUCCACCUCUUCCCGUCCUUCGAGGCGGUCGUUAUACUACUUGCUCUUCAGGGUUGUCUGGUUUUGAAUCUAAAGGGUUGUGACUUACAUUCUAAAAUAUGGAGGGAAGUUGUUUCUCAACAAAUUGCUACCAGUAUCGGUUUUUUGCAUUCCAAGAAGUGCUUGAUUGGCGGGUUUUCAUCCUUGGAAGUUUUCUUCUGGUUUCCUUUGUCAAUUGCACUUAGUGUUCUGUUCAUCGUCAAUGAUCAUCAAAGGGUACGUCAUGCUAGUUUAUUCUGAUACAGGUGCUGCAUCUUGCACUUGUACAACAGUGCAUUGCUGACCCAACAUUUAGUUAAAACUUCUGGGAAGUCUUCUUCUGGGGGCUAAAUUAUAGUCUGGUGACUGAAUAUUGGAUUCUGGCUGCAUCUUUGAGUGAAGCAUUUGCAUUGAAUCAGUACAGACUGUAGUAAUUGGAAAUUGUCUUCUUUUUGCUCUUGAUGGGUAUUGAUGACAAUGCAUCAGUUAUCUGGCGGUUCUGAAAUGAAUUAUAUAUUAGAUUAGAUGAAGUAGAUGUUAUUUCAGUCCUGAAGUAUUGGGUCACAGUGGUUUUAUCUAAAUGAUUAAUGCUAUUGCAAUGAUCCAUCAAUUUGGUGGGACCUGAGAGUGUCAGCAUGAUCUCUGUACUUGUUCAUUUCUACCACCUUUGUCCUCCAACCAUAACAAAGCCGUGGGUCUAUUACUAAAAACUCUGUGCACCUCUUCCAUCAGAACGUUUCUGUUUCUAUGCCCUCUUCUGACAUGACAGAAAAUUGAUGGUGGAUUUUUUUAGACCAGCAGAAACUUGUUAAUUUUAUACAGAGAGUAUCAUCUGCAAGAGAUAAAUGCUAUUUAUCUUGUUUUUGUUUACAUUUGUUGAAUAAAGGAAGUGUUGCUUUGUAUUCCGCGGGAAAAUGGAGAGGUACAAAUUAAUCAAGGAAGUUGGUGAUGGAACAUUUGGGAGUGUCUGGAGAGCUAUUAGUAAGCAAACUGGUGAAGUUGUUGCGAUCAAGAAAAUGAAGAAAAAAUAUUACUCCUGGGAGGAGUGUGUAAACCUGAGAGAAGUCAAGUCUUUACGAAAAAUGAACCACCCAAAUAUUGUGAAACUGAAGGAAGUUAUUCGAGAAAGUGACAUUCUGUACUUUGUUUUCGAGUACAUGGAAUGCAACCUAUACCAACUUAUGAAAGACAGGGAAAAACUGUUUUCUGAAGGUGAAAUUAGGAACUGGUGUUUUCAAGUUUUCCAAGGUCUUGCUUACAUGCAUCAUCGUGGUUACUUCCACCGUGAUCUUAAACCUGAAAACUUGCUGGUUACUAAGGAUAUUAUCAAAAUCGCUGAUUUUGGCCUAGCCCGAGAGAUCAGUUCACAACCACCCUACACUGAGUAUGUCUCCACACGAUGGUAUCGUGCUCCUGAAGUGCUGCUCCAGUCUUACAUCUAUAGCUCUAAAGUUGACAUGUGGGCAAUGGGUGCUAUAAUGGCUGAGCUGUUUUCUCUCCGACCUCUUUUUCCAGGAGCCAGUGAGGCAGACGAGAUCUUCAAAAUAUGCGGUGUGAUAGGCACUCCAACCACUGAAUCAUGGGCUGACGGACUCAAACUUGCAAGGGAUAUUAAUUAUCAUUUUCCACAGCUUGCUGGCGUAAAUCUUUCUGCAUUGAUCCCAUCUGCAAGUGAUAGCGCAAUCAGCCUUAUCCAAUCACUUUGCUUGUGGGAUCCCUGCAAGAGGCCAACAGCAUCAGAGGCCCUUCAACAUCCUUUCUUCCAGAGUUGCUUUUACAUUCCACCAUCCCUUCGCUCCAGAGCAGUAGCGAGAACUCCUCCACCUGCUGGAACUAGGGGAUCACUGGAUCAGCAGGGGAUCAAGAGAUAUCCCGGUGCUUUACCCAAUUCAAAGCUUACCAAUUAUUUUUCAUCCCCAAAAGUACAGCCAUAUUCAGGUGUGCAACGGAAGCUGGAUAUGAUAAAUCAGGAUGGAAUUAAGAAUGAAAAGCCAAUGAAGACUACUACACAAUCAAAGUAUCGACAGCCAGGAAAGGACAGUCCAACUUCUAUAAACAAAGGAGGAGUUGCAUGUGGAGUUUCAGAAACAGCUGAGAGGUUGGCCAAUAUAUCUGUUGGUACUCGAAGACAAUCCAUGGGGCAAACCCGUCCUCCUCCUAUGAAGGCCGGAGUCAAUUGGAGUUCCGAUUCUCCAAACUUCAUGCUCAGGCCCGCACCACAGAUUCCGACUGGUAGAACCUUCACAAGAAAAGUUGCUGGAUGAGAAGUACGAGCUCAAUAUCGCAAAUCUCGGGGGACAAAUAAUAAGAAUGGGUUUUGGUCGUAUUAUGUUUGCUACAAAAACUAGUAUUGCUUGGGUGUUAUUGGUAAUCGUUUCAUACUUCUUGUUGUGGGACAAACACGUAUGAGCUGAUGCCUAUUAAUAAGUAUGUAUAUCUUAGCCUGUUAUGAACUUCUAUGAUGUGUCAGUGGCGUUCAUAAAUCAUCGUCCAGGUUUUCUUGGUUCAUAGACAAUAAUUUAGAAAUGCUGGUCAUAAUUACAACAACCGUACUCGAUGUUCGAUUUUGUAUGUUUUUAAUAAUGUGAAGGCCGGUGGUUCUUGUUACUGCGGUAUGAUAGUUUAUUAUUAUUAUUAUUAUAAAAAAAAACAUUUAAAAGUUUGUCA
Molecule: messenger RNA, 2935 nt
Organism: Cicer arietinum (chickpea)
Lineage: Eukaryota; Viridiplantae; Streptophyta; Magnoliopsida; Fabales; Fabaceae
Source: RefSeq, a predicted model, not a curated record